GAUCUACGCCAUUCUCUUCACCUUGGAGAUGGCCAUUCGCUUCAUUGCCGCAGGAUGCAGGAACUAUUUGAUUGGUCCUGAGUGGUAUUGGAACUGGUUGGAUCUGCUCGUGGUCAUUCCUGCUUGGGUGGAGCUGAUUACGGACUUCAUGGAGCAUGGGGAGAACGUCUCCAGCGGCGCCAGUAACUUCCGAAUUCUGCGCGUUUUGAGGAUCACUCGGAUGUUACAUGUGAUUCGCAGCGUUCGGCUGAUUCGUGUGAUCCACGCCUUCCGCGAGCUGAUCUUGUCCAUUUUGGACACGACACGACAGCUGGGAUGGGCCAUGAUUUUGCUGCUGCUGAUCAUCUAUAGCUUCUCCAUUCUCUUCACCGAUGCGGUCAGCAAUGAACAGUUGACUGACCCACAGAGGCUGGACCUCAGCAAUGCGCAGCAGUACUUUGGAGGCGUCUUCAUUGCCUGCGAAACGCUGUUCAGGGCCUGCCUCAGUGGCUUCGACUGGGUAGAUGCGGCCGAUGCCUUGAAGCCGGUGGGGGAGGUCUGGGUCCAACUGUUCCACAUCUACGUGGCCUUCUGCAGCUUUGCUGUGCUAAACGUAAUUACAGGCGUCUUCGUGAACAGCGCCAUCAAGACCCGAGAGAAGGAUCACGAGACCUUGGUUUUGCACGUGCAGAAGUUCAAGGACUUGGUCGGCAAGAUCUGGAAUAAGUUGGACACCUCAGGCGAUGGUCAACUGACGAUCACGGAGUUUGAACAGAUGUUCAAAGAUCCGGACAUGCAGGCGUUCUUCGAAGCCAUCGAGGUGAACGCGGUGGACGCCUCGACCUUGUUCGACUCCUUGGAUGCCGAUGGGGAUCACCUGGUGAGCUACGAGGAGUUCUGCCAGAGAUGUACCCAGCUCCACGGCAGUGCACGGGCGGUGGACUUGUUCGCACUGACGCAGCAGAAUGGCAAGGUUUGGGACGAAGUUCUAAGUCUCAAGACACAGCAGCAGGAGUCCACGGAGUGUCUGAAGUUCAUCUCGCAGAUCUUGAUGCAACACAUGGGAGAUCCCAUGCUCUGCGUGCAGGUUAGCUGAGGCCAGUACCCGCGAACGGAAAGCCUUUUGGUAUUACGUCUGUU
Cladocopium goreaui is the source of this 1119-nucleotide messenger RNA. NCBI's taxonomy places the organism in Eukaryota, Dinophyceae, Suessiales, Symbiodiniaceae. The record is from the annotation of a GenBank genome assembly.